UCUAUUUCUUUAUCUCAGCUUUCAUGUCUAGGUCUACGGCAGUCUAUGCAAAGUAAAAUUAAUAGAGAGUUACCUGUCUUGCUAAUGUAAGAUAAACAUAACCGAUAAUAAAAAUAGGAGCAGCUGUAGUCCAAACCUUGGUGAUAGUGACAACGAAAUUUUGUGGAAUAAAAUGUGAUAUCUGACGAUCAGUGGCGUUUGCCUAAUGUUUUCGGUUUAGUAUCUUCUGUUUUUUUAAUUUACAACUGAAAUAAUAUUGGUGUCUGAUGUGCGUUUGCAACUGCUGUCAUGUCAUCGCUGUCGAAAAAUUUAAUGAUUUUUAAUUCUCACACUGCAGCUAGGGAUAAAAUAUUUCGAUUUGUACAGUAUGGCUCUCGUCUGAUCUUAUGGCAGUUAACUUACGGCUCUCCUGAUGUUAAAGGGGGAGUAAUCACAAGGUUAAGGAAGCUGGAGGGUGCCUUAGGCUUGUCUCGCAAGUUAUUUCGUCUAGGUAACUGCAUUGACUUGGCCCACAAAGCUUCUGAUGCUCUCUCCAUCCCUGAGCUGGGCAUGAGACUGCUGACUUUUACAUCACAAGUCAUGAAAGCUCUCUGGCUUCUCAUUGACCAUUUACUUUGGUUUAGUAAAGUUGGUCUUGUUAAUGUGGAUCAAAUAUUUUGGAACCAGUGGUCUUUAAGAGCUUGGCUAAUUGCCUUGACAACAGCCAGCAUUGCUGAUAUGAUUAAGUUGCAGGGUGUUCAGAACAAGCUACACAGACAUCGCAAGGAGUUUGGGAAAGAUGCCAAAAUAUCAGACAAACUUCAGAUUGAGAUGCAUUCUGUGCGCAUGAAUUUCUGGCGAGACUUCUGUGACCUAUUUAUCCCUCUGGGUGGAUUAAGUUACGUCAGCCCUGGCUUUUCUGCACUGACUGGAGUUGUUUCAUCUGUUAUAGGCUUCAAGCAGGAAUGGGAAAAACAUAUUCAACCUUUUAAACCUCAGAACUAAAAAAAUAUAAUUCAAACAACGAAAUUUAACUUACUUAAACGCUUUGUUAUGUUGGCACCAUGAAAGUUAAUUUUAUUUUUUAUUUAUAUUAAAAAGUAUUUUCUUCAAAUACAAAUAAUGUUCCUUACUAUAUGCAUAAAAUGAAAAGUUUUAAUUAAUAUUUAAUGACGAACAUUCAGCAUGUGAGGGAAUAUGACGUGUUAAUUGAGACAUUAUCACCCACUGGGUAAUGUCACUUAAUGCUGACUUCCUUCUUUUGUUGUAUGUUAGUUUUAUUUUAUACUGCUGGCUGCUGUUACUGCUAUUAGUGUUACUUAAUAUGGGAUAAUGAUGCUGAAAUGAUGUUUUAUCCAGUGUAAAAUCAUUUAGCUGAAGUCCCUGUGUUGAUUUUCUGCUUCAAUAUUGUUUGCUGCUGAUGUAUGCUUUAUUUCAUUUUUGUAAUGUUCAGUUGAAGAAACAUUGUUGCCCUUUUAAUCUCCAACAAUUGUACAACAUUAGUCUCUGGUCAAAGGUUGAAGCUAAACAAGAGUGAUGUUCAGAGUAAUUUUCACUUUUUAUCAUUUUAGAGUUGCAUCAGUAUAUAUGGUAAAAUAAAUAACAAUGUGAGAAAAUGAUAAAACACUCCCUACCAAUGUUGUGCUUUAUAUGUCACCAAUCUGCUAAAGCUUUCAUCCCGGUAAACUAGAAUUGUAUAUUUUUUAGUUUAUUUAUUUUUUAAUAGUAGUACAUGUCUAAUGGAGAGGCAUUGUGACAACAUUUCAUGUACUUAAUAAUAAUACAAGCAAAACUUACACUAAAAUACUUACUACAAAUCAUGUGUUUUGAAUCUGAAAUAUUUUUAUAUGAUUUUUUUUUCUUGUUGAUUAUUAUUUCUGAAAUACAGCAAAAUAUGUUAGUUGACUAAAUAUGACGGGUAGAAAUAUCUUGAAGUCACCAUUUUUGUUGUAUGAAUUAUUUAUUUCUUUGCUUACAUUUUUCUUUGUAUCAAUGCAACAGUUUGAAGAAUAUUUUAGUAUUGGUAACUAAUUAGUUGUAAUAUCAGUUGAAAAGUUUGCCAUUUCUUUACUUUAUUACAAUAAUGAAAAAUUUAAGCGCUAAUAUUUUAAAAUAUGUACUUUAAGCAGAGCAAAAUCAAAAUAAAACAAUGAAUGAUAUUUACCAUUUGUAUUGGUUUUCUGGAGCUAGUUUUGAAAAAUAAAG
Messenger RNA from Physella acuta, 2184 nucleotides. Its product is annotated as peroxisomal membrane protein 11A. Gene Ontology annotation, cellular component: peroxisomal membrane. Lineage: Eukaryota; Metazoa; Mollusca; Gastropoda; Physidae. The record is from RefSeq and is a predicted model, not a curated record. Gene Ontology annotation, biological process: peroxisome fission.